AACAAUAUUCGCCAUCUUUCUUUUCUCCUUUUGUGAGUUCCGUAAGCAACAUCGUUGUCAAAUAUUUUCUCGUUGAAAAAUACGACAAAACGUAUUCAAACCAUUUAUUUAAAAGUUUUUCGAUAAUUUUGGAAAAUUUUAUUAUUCUCUAAACAAUGGAAAACGACGCUGGUGAACUUGUUGACUUGUACUGCCCACGAAAAUGCUCAGCGAGCAACAGCAUUAUUCACGCCAAGGAUCAUGCUUCAAUUCAAAUCACUUUGGCCGAUGUUGAUCCCGAAACCGGUCGCAUGAGCGAUACUUUUAAAAUGUAUGCCAUUUGCGGACAAAUUAGAAGAAUGGGUGAAUCCGAUGAUUGUAUUGGCAGACUAAGCAAAACAGACGGAAUCCUCGCGAAAAAUUUUUAAUUUAACAAAGGAUGUAUAAUAAUAAAUAAAAAGGGAAAAAAUUUUAA
Molecule: messenger RNA, 454 nt
Organism: Leptopilina heterotoma
Lineage: Eukaryota; Metazoa; Arthropoda; Insecta; Hymenoptera; Figitidae
Gene: RpS21
Product: 40S ribosomal protein S21
Exons: 3
Coding region: 156-407 (83 amino acids)
Biological process (GO): endonucleolytic cleavage in ITS1 to separate SSU-rRNA from 5.8S rRNA and LSU-rRNA from tricistronic rRNA transcript (SSU-rRNA, 5.8S rRNA, LSU-rRNA); translation; endonucleolytic cleavage to generate mature 3'-end of SSU-rRNA from (SSU-rRNA, 5.8S rRNA, LSU-rRNA)
Cellular component (GO): ribosome; cytosolic small ribosomal subunit
Molecular function (GO): structural constituent of ribosome
Source: RefSeq, a predicted model, not a curated record